AAUAAAAAUUGGUUACAAAAAAAAUUAAUACAAUAAUAAAAGUUUAAAAAGUUUUCAGAGACAGGACAAAUAAUGAGGCAAAUAAGAGCAAAGUAGGUAGCCCGGGUCUACCGUCCCCCCUCCCUCCCAGACAAAGGCUGAGAAGGAGAAGGGCACUCUUUGGGAGGAAUGUCCCCUUUUUGAAGACCAAAAUUUCACGAUUGUGCAAUCUUUAUCUUAAGACAGACCCGUUUGCCCAGAGUCCCUCUUCUAAUCUUUGGCGUCCAGGUGUCUGGCUCGAUCAGGUGGCCCUUGUGGAUUCAGUCUGGUUUGACCAGGUGGCUUCUGUGGAUGCAGGGAGAUAUGCCUCUUGUCUUCUGAAAGUCCUAAGGGGGGGUUCUCUUCUUCUUGUUGUAACUGUUAUCUCUGUUGAGAAACACCUCUGGGCCUCUCCCUUUUUUUUUUUCCUUCUUGAGCUAAAGAAAAUAUCUUACACACAAUUCUUUUAUUACUAAAACUUAAUGCUAAAAACUACAUUUACUAUAUUAUUCAAAUGUCAAUACAGCAUAACUUUUCUACCUAGCAUUAUUGUAUAUAGUAAAUAUCUGCAUAGAGCCACACACACAACAAGCCUUUUUCACACAGCUCUUUAUUAAAGUGAUCAGCUGGCUAGGAGAGCCCGAUGGAGUUUUCCCACGCUGCUGUAGCAAUCUGGAGGAGCAGGACGUGUCCCAGUUCCCCAUUCAGCUGCAGAGAGCAAGUACCGAGUCUUUGUUCCCAUGGGAACUCCUAGAAGCUCUCUCUGGUUACCUUGAGGAGGCAGAUUGGUGCUAGUCGGUCACUGAAGUGCACAACCGUAGAUAUCAGCUCUUUACCCGAAUGGGAUGAUCCGAGGCACUUUUCCUUGUCUGCCACUUGAGCUGGCCCAGGCCCAUGUCAGUCCGGCUCCUUAGAGACCACAGCGAGUUCUCAAACCAGGUCAGAGGGUGCGUCCACCUCCUCCUCGGCGAGAGCAUCGCCUGGCUCUUCCACUGUGUCCAGUCUUCCAUCUUGGGGUGCCCUUCAUCUCCAAAGAACUCUCCCAGCGUGCUGUGUGUUCGUCUUAUUUGCAUAUGCCUUCCUUGAGUAGGCAGCGUGGGGGGGGCUGGGUGAGCUCCGAUUACAGUAGAUACAAACAGGACAUUCAACUCGCUUUUAACAUGCUAAUUCAGAAAUGCAGGACUGGCAAGAUAGCUGCCCAGCAGGGCACCACAGCCUCCAUGAGGACGGCAGCUGUCUUAGUGCCGCCUCGAACGGGGGUCACCUGUCCGCCCCGGCGCCUCCCACUGCACCCUCCAGAGCCCCGUGGAACCACACUCGGCACUCCCCGUGCCCAGCCAUGGCUCCCGCCAACAGCGGCAGGGCGGAUGAGGGAAGGAGGGAGAAAGGGGCCAGGCAGGAGUAGUGGUACGCGCAGUGUUACUCUAAGAACAGCUCUUCCUCGCGCCCGGGCCUCAGCGAGGGGAACUACAACUCCCAAGAGCCUUUGCAACAUCAAGCGCAGGAGGAUUUACGCCUCAAGCGUGGUGGCGGCCUAUGCGACAUCAAGGGUGCUCUUCUGCGGGCGGGGGCGUAGCCAUUGGCUGAACUACAACUUCUAGCAGCCCUUCACACAUCUCGCGCGUGCGCACGGCCUUGGUCCGGCCGCACUGCCGUUGUCGCCGUAGGUGUGUGUGGAGGGGGGAAGGGAGUGAGCGAACGCGGCGGUGAGGAGGAGUAUGAGAGUUGAGAGUUGAACCGCUGUUGUCCCUGCUAGCUUGCACUCAUGAUUCCUAUAUGCCCAGUAGUUUCUUUCACCUAUGUGCCCAGCCGCCUGGGAGAAGAUGCCAAAAUGGCCACCGGCAACUACUUUGGAUUCACCCAUAGCGGGGCUGCUGCCCAGUAUAGCCAGCAGUCAGCUUCGGGCGUAGCUUAUUCCCAUCCAACUACAGUUGCCAGCUACACUGUCCACCAGGCACCAGUUGCUGCGCACACUGUCACUGCAGCCUAUGCUCCAGCAGCAGCUACAGUUGCAGUAGCUAGGCCUGCUCCAGUAGCUGUUGCAGCUGCUGCAACAGCUGCUGCUUAUGGAGGCUAUCCUACAGCACACACGGCUACAGAUUAUGGUUAUACACAGAGGCAGCAAGAAGCUCCACCACCACCACCUCCCGUCACUACGCAGAAUUACCAGGAUUCCUAUUCUUAUGUUCGAUCUACUGCCCCAGCUGUAGCUUAUGACAGCAAACAAUACUAUCAACAACCUACAGCAACUGCUGCAGCUGUGGCUGCUGCUGCCCAGCCUCAACCCUCAGUGGCUGAGUCAUACUACCAGGCAGCUCCAAAAGCAGGAUAUAGCCAAGGGGCAACUCAAUAUACCCAAGCCCAGCAAACACGACAAGUGACAGCUAUAAAACCUGCAACUCCAAGUCCAGCAACAACUACAUUUUCUAUAUAUCCAGUAUCCUCUACUGUGCAGCCGGUAGCAGCUGCAGCUACUGUUGUUCCAUCCUAUACUCAAAGUGCAACAUACAGUACAACAGCGGUUACUUACUCUGGUACCUCUUAUUCCGGCUAUGAAGCCGCAGUAUAUUCAGCUGCAUCAUCCUAUUACCAGCAGCAGCAGCAGAAACAGGCAGUGGCAGCAGCUGCUGCUGCUGCAACAGCUGCUUGGACAGGGACCACCUUUACUAAAAAGGCACCAUUCCAAAAUAAGCAACUGAAAGCAAAGCAACCUCCCAAACUGCCCCAGAUCCACUACUGCGAUGUUUGCAAGAUCAGCUGUGCUGGACCACAGACUUAUAAAGAACACUUAGAAGGCCAGAAACACAAAAAGAAAGAAGCAGCAUUAAAAGCUUCCCAGAACACCAAUAACAGCAGUACUUCUGCUCGUGGAACUCAGAAUCAGUUGCGCUGUGAGCUUUGUGAUGUGUCUUGUACAGGAGCAGAUGCUUAUGCUGCCCAUAUCCGUGGAGCCAAACAUCAGAAAGUAGUAAAGUUGCACACAAAACUUGGCAAACCUAUUCCUUCAACUGAACCAAAUGUGGUUUCCCAAGCUACUACUUCAACAUCCACAUCUGCUUCUAAACCAACUGCCCCUGCUUCAAAUAUAGCAACUAGCAGCAGUACUGUGAACUCCUCUGUUGCAUCCUCUGCAGUGAAAAUUCUUACUCCCACGGCAAAUGCACCACUUAACGCUGCGUCCAACAACAAAACAUCUUCAACCGCUGCUAAUAUAGCUGUAAAGAAAAUAUCUCCACCAAAAAUAAACUUUGUUGGCAAGUACAGAAGUGGUAAUAAACUUCAGACAACAGGAAGUAAACUGGAAGAAAUGAAAUCAGCUGAAAGUGUUAAAGCAACAACUGCUGUUACAAUACAAACACAGGAAGUGAAACCAGACACAGCAGCUGAACCAGUGACACCUACGACUCUUGCUGUCUUGCAAAGUGAUAUCCAGCCAGUGGGCCAUGACUAUGUGGAGGAGGUAAGAAAUGAUGAAGGAAAGGUGAUCCGCUUUCACUGUAAACUUUGUGAAUGCAGUUUUAAUGAUCCUAAUGCCAAAGAGAUGCACUUAAAAGGGAGGCGGCACAGACUUCAGUAUAAGAAAAAAGUAAACCCAGAUUUACAAGUAGAAGUAAAGCCCAGUAUUCGAGCAAGAAAAAUUCAAGAAGAGAAGAUGAGGAAACAGAUGCAGAAAGAAGAAUACUGGAGAAGGCGAGAAGAGGAAGAACGCUGGAGGAUGGAAAUGAGGCGAUAUGAAGAGGACAUGUACUGGAGGAGAAUGGAGGAAGAGCAUAACUGGGAUGACCGUCGUAGAAUACCAGAUGGAGGCUAUCCUCAUGGUCCUCCGGGACCUCUAGGCCUGCUGGGAGUUAGACCAGGAAUGCUUCCUCAGCCCCAAGGACCAGCCAAAUGUGCUUUUUCAUCUGUUUCGCCUCUACGCCGCCCUGACUCCUCUGAUGACCGCUACGUGAUGACCAAACAUGCAGCUAUAUAUCCAACAGAGGAGGAACUUCAAGCAGUUCAAAAAAUUGUUUCUAUUACUGAGCGUGCUUUGAAACUUGUGUCUGACAAUAUGUCUGACCAUGAAGAAAGCAAGAGCAAAGAGGGAGAUGACAAAAAAGACAGCAGUAAAGACAGAGCUUUGAAAGGAGUUUUACGGGUGGGCGUUUUGGCUAAAGGUUUGUUACUCCGUGGAGACCGAAAUGUCAAUCUUGUUUUGUUAUGUGCUGAGAAGCCUUCAAAGAUGUUACUUGGUUUUAUUGCUGAAAGUCUUCCCAAACAACUUGCAGUAAUAAGUCCCGAGAAAUAUGAUAUCAAGUGUGCAGUCUCAGAAGCAGCAAUAAUUUUAAAUUCAUGUGUGGAACCCAAAAUGCAAGUUACUAUCACAUUGACAUCUCCAGUCAUUCGGGAGGAGAACAUGAGGGAUGGAGAUGUAACCUCGGGUAUGGUGAAAGACCCACCCGACAUCUUGGACAGGCAAAAAUGCCUUGACGCUCUGGCUGCUCUACGCCACGCUAAGUGGUUCCAGGCUAGAGCUAAUGGUCUGCAGUCCUGUGUGGUUAUCAUACGUAUUCUUCGUGACCUCUGUCAGCGGGUUCCAACUUGGUCUGAUUUUCCAAGCUGGGCUAUGGAGUUGCUUGUGGAAAAAGCAAUUAGCAGUGCUACUGGACCACAGAGUCCUGGGGAUGCACUAAGAAGAGUUUUUGAGUGUAUAUCUUCAGGAAUCAUCCUUAAAGGUGGCCCUGGCCUUCUGGACCCUUGUGAGAAAGAUCCUUUUGAUACACUUGCUGUAAUGACAAAUCAGCAACGAGAGGAUAUUACUUCAAGUGCACAGUUUGCGCUGAGACUCCUUGCAUUCCGUCAAAUACACAAAGUUUUAGGAAUGGAUCCAUUACCACAGAUGAAUCAACGCUUCAACAUCCAUAAUAAUCGUAAAAGAAGAAGGGAUAGUGAUGGGGUUGAUGGAUUUGAAGCUGAGGGAAAAAAAGACAAAAAAGAUUAUGAUAACUUUUAAAAACAUUUGUCAUUAGUGCUAAGAUUGAAGGUGAUUAAAAAUCCAUUUGUUGCCUUCAUUUUAAAUGGACAUAAUAAUGUAUGUUUAAAAUAUCCCAAAAACAACUCAGUAAUUAGAUUUAGAAGAGAAAAAUAUAGCUCUUCUGUGAGAUUCUGAAUAUUUUAAUGAUAUACUAUAUCAGACAGAUUAUGUAUGGAGAGACUGCAAAUGGAAACUGUCAUUGGAAAAAAUAGUGGGUUUUCCUCAUUACCUUUUCUUUAAAUGUGUUAACUUUAGUCUCUGUCUCUCUCUUGAGCAUUGUUUUAUCUUGACUGUAUUUAAUGCAACACUUGUGCUUCUAUUCCUAUGUGUAUUUUGAUUACUUUUUUAUUUAGGUUUGUUUGCCUUUGACACUAGUUGUAGAAGUUACAUUGUGUUAGCAUAAACUGUUGCCCUCCCAAUUAAUAUUUUACAGAACUUCAUUUUGUAAAGUGAGACUGUAAGAUUAUGUUUUUGCUUUUGUUUUCCUAAAUGUGAAGGGGUUUGCAACACAUAAUUAUCCUGCCAUUUGAGUGCUCAGAAUUAAAUGGUUUUGCCAA
Messenger RNA from Prinia subflava (tawny-flanked prinia), 5589 nucleotides. Its product is annotated as zinc finger RNA-binding protein-like. Lineage: Eukaryota; Metazoa; Chordata; Aves; Passeriformes; Cisticolidae. Bases 1784 to 5011 code for a protein of 1075 amino acids. The record is from RefSeq and is a predicted model, not a curated record. Gene Ontology annotation, cellular component: precatalytic spliceosome. Gene Ontology annotation, molecular function: zinc ion binding; double-stranded RNA binding; single-stranded RNA binding. The transcript is spliced from 20 exons.